Molecule: messenger RNA, 2313 nt
Organism: Mycotypha africana
Lineage: Eukaryota; Fungi; Mucoromycota; Mucoromycetes; Mucorales; Mycotyphaceae
Exons: 4
Coding region: 1-2313 (770 amino acids)
Cellular component (GO): nucleus
Source: RefSeq, a predicted model, not a curated record
AUGAUGGGUGUGCGUCUGCUAUCCGUUUUUUUCGUUGGAUUGAAAAGUGGUAAGUUGAUUGUGCAGUUUGAAGGGCUCUUUCGGAUGUCUCAGCAAAUGGACUCAACUCAACUUUCUGACAUUGCACCAGUUUUGACAGUUUUUUGUUUCCAUUUUUAUCCAGUUCCGUCUGUGCGUCUUGCCUCUGGCAUCGAGAUGCAACAAAGAUGGCCCUCCACAUUAGCCAAUAAUCAACAGCAGCAGCAAGCACAAAAAGAAGGACAAGCGCCGCGUUUGAUCGAAUUGACACCCACGAAGGGUUCGCAGGGAAUCGUCGUCACUGUUGUGGUACAAUCAUUACCGCAUCCUAUGGUCCCUGUGAAGUUAGCAUUCAACAGUUUAGUGGUCGAUACUAAGCAAAUGCAAGCACAAGGCAUUACCUCUCUUGCUGCUACUGUACCUCCUUUUCAACAUACACACUCUACUUCAGUGAAUGUUCCCAUCUCUAUCUGUAUGCUUGAUGGAGAUACUGUCACCGAGACAUGGCCAGUAGCUCAAUUUAUCUAUGAAUUCGAACCCAAAGAAUCAACCGUGUCCACUGCGACCACUCCUUUACUUACAAGUGCGCCUACCACAGCCUCUACCCUCACAGCGAACACCGAUCAAAGCGCUUUUCCACUGACUAAAUUGGAGCAUCCUCCCACCCCUUAUCAACCUACACCCUCCAAGGAGGAAAACUUUCUCGGUGGCACCACUUCCACAGCCACUUCUUGUUACAACAACUUUUAUGAGCAACCUGUGAAUGACUUUAACACUGUUCAAAAUCAGUCUUACAACUAUUCGUAUCAAAACAGAGAUAUUUUCAACAGUAACAAGUUCAAUUCAUAUAACCCCAACAAUGACACGAGCCGCUCCAAUAACCAACAACAACAACAACAACAACAACAACCACCACCAUCCUCCUUGAAUUUUGAUAACGGCACUACACCCUUCAGUCUCUUUCAGUCGGGUCAUGCUGGCUUUACCAACGUUUUAACUGGCUAUGAUCAGCCUGAUGCUACUCAAAUUUUACCUGCUCCCACUGCUCAUUAUUCUUCGAUGGUGCAGCACGAGUCCACACAGCAGCAGCAGCGAUCAUCUGCUCCUGUCACACCGUCCAUCUAUAGCUAUAACAAGUCUUAUAGUCUUCCCUCUACUUCUGUCGCCAAUUAUCAGCCUUAUCCUGGCCUGAUCAGCCGUGCCAACCUGAAAAUCAUGGGUGAUCUCGAUUCGAUGGCGAAAAGCUGGUCCAACGAAGAGUGGGAGCAUCGUCGUCGCCUCGUUCAGUUUUGGCGCGAACAAAACGGCAACGAAAUCCGCUGCACAUUUGAACCUGUGGCUCAAGGCGACCGAAUCUCUACAAGCAACGGUAAUAUUAUUGUGUCAUGCAUCUACUGGGCCGAGCGCAACGAUUGCUUCAUCACCUCGGUCGACUGUAUCCAUCUCUUGGAAAGUUUGAUGGACAUUCGCUUCAGCGUCGAAGAAAAGAACCGUGUGCGUCGUAAUCUCGAAGGCUUCCGUCCCUUGACCGUGAGCAAAUGCAAACCUGAUUCUGCUGAAUUUUUCAAAUUGAUCAUGAGUUUCCCCAACCCCAAGCCAAGGAAUAUUGAAAAGGAUGUCAAGGUCUUCCCUUGGAAAACCUUGCCUUAUGCCUUGAAAAAGAUUGUCACGAAAUAUACCGCCUCUUCUUACAACGCCAUCGGUAGCCAUACACAACAACAGCAACAACAACAACAACGUCGAACCCAACUCAAGAACGCGCUGAUCACUCCUACCCCUGCCCCUACCCCUACUCCUCCCGUCACUACCACCACCACCACCACCACACAUACGAACCCUGCUUUUACCGCUACCUCUUGUUUGGGCCAACCUACUCCUUCGCAAGACAAUACUCCGUCUUACAAUUUUUAUCCGCAACAGACAUACCCCUCUACCACAGAAGCUUAUCAUUCUUCUCCUCCUUAUAACCCUUAUGCAAAUUCUACGCCAUCGGGUCAACCACAGCAAAACAGUUAUGAACCAACCACCACCACCACCACCACCACCACCGCCGCCACCACGACUACUACCAUGAGCGCUCCCACUACCAUGUCCUCUCUAUAUCAAUCAACAUCUAUUCCUGCAUUUUCUUCUGCUGCUUACAAUACAACAACGGAUGCUUAUUCGCUACAACCAUUGCCAUCAUUGCAACCACAACAACAGCAACAAGAUCCAUACACAUUAUCCCCAUCGGCGUCUUAUGCUCCUACUACUACUACCACCACCACCACCACCCCCUCUCCAGGAAAUAUUUAA